Molecule: messenger RNA, 3572 nt
Organism: Phycodurus eques (leafy seadragon)
Lineage: Eukaryota; Metazoa; Chordata; Actinopteri; Syngnathiformes; Syngnathidae
Gene: dennd1a
Product: DENN/MADD domain containing 1A
Exons: 22
Coding region: 90-2867 (925 amino acids)
Biological process (GO): endocytosis; endocytic recycling
Cellular component (GO): clathrin-coated vesicle; cytosol
Molecular function (GO): guanyl-nucleotide exchange factor activity; phosphatidylinositol phosphate binding
Source: RefSeq, a predicted model, not a curated record
GUUGGUUUACUUCCUCUGUAACAUGUUACAAAUGUUUGCUUCGGAUCACGCUGUUAUCUUCUCCAAGUAAAUGUGUUCCGGACCGAAAGAUGGCGUCUAGAAUCAAGGAAAGCCCACAAUCUGCUUUUGAGGUAUAUAUGGAAGUUGUCCAUCCAGGGAUACAAAGCACAGAGCCUGCAAUCCAAAGGAAAUUCCCAGAAGACUUCAAAGAUGAGGAAACUAUUCAGACUGUGCCCAAGUUCUGCUUUCCGUUCUGCUUGGAUAGUGUCAUAGUCAACCAGAUGGACGAGAAUUUCACAUUUGUUCUGACUGACAUCAACAGUCAACAUAGAUUUGGGUUCUGUCGCCUCUCCUCGAGCUUACACACCUGCUAUUGCAUCCUUAGCUACCUGCCCUGGUUUGAUGUAUAUUAUAAACUGCUGAAUAUCAUUGCAGAUUACACUGUAAUUGGCCAGGAAAUCAAUUUACAAGACCUCCUGGUAUCCUUACACAACCUUUCCAUUCCUGAGCCUGGUGUUCCUGUUCAUCUUGCUAUGCAUUUCUACUUCACUGUACCUGACUUAAAAGAACUCCCCAGAAUGCCAGAGAAUAAGAACCUUACAGAGUACUCUGUAGCCGUAGAUGUCAAUAACAUGCUUCAACUCUACGCUAGUAUGCUUUAUGAACGUCGGAUCCUCAUCUGCUGUAGCACACUAAGCACUUUAACAGCCUGUGUCCAUGGGUCUGCUGCCAUGUUAUAUCCAAUGCACUGGCAACAUGUUUACAUUCCAGUCCUCCCUCAACAUCUUUUAGAGUAUUGCUGUGCUCCAAUGCCCUACCUCAUUGGAGUGCAUUCCAGCCUGAUGGGGAAACUUCAAGGAAUGGCUAUGGAGGAUGUAGUGAUCCUGAAUGUGGACACCAACACCCUUGAAACACCCUAUAAUGACCUUCAAAGCCUACCCUAUGACGUGGUUUCAUCUCUAAAAAGUCGUCUGAAGAAGUUUUCAACAACCGCAGGCGAUGGUGUGGCUCGUGCCUUCCUCAAGAGUCAGGCAUCUCUGUUUGGGAGCUACCGAAAUGCUCUUCAGAUUGAGUUGGGUGAACCAAUAACAUUUAAUGAAGAAAUCUUUGUCAAUCAUCGAUUGAGUGCCAUGAGAGAUUUCCUUCAGAAUGCCAUCCAGCUUCAACUUUUCAAACAGUUCAUUGAUGGCCGUUUGGAGUUAUUAAACUCAGGAGAAGGUUUCAGUGACAUCUUUGAGGAGGAGAUCAACAAAGGCGAUUAUGCAGGAAGUGAUAAAUCUUACCACCAAUGGUUAACAACUGUGAAGAAAGGGAGCGGGGCUAUCUUAAACACAGUGAAGACCAAGGCAAACCCAGCUAUGAAGACUGUUUAUAGAUUUGCUAAGGACCAUGCCAAAAUGGGUAUCAAGGAAGUAAAGAGCCGGCUAAAGCAUAAGGAAAAUGUGGAUAAUGGACCAGGAAUCAUUGUUGGGGGCAAUGACUUUGUUGCAAUAAGAGUCAAGAGUGAGGGGCCAACACAUACGUUGGAUGAACAAAGAAUGAAUUGGCAAUUUGGACUGACGCAGUCACCCAUGCUGUUGAAGAAAAACAAUUGUAAUGAAAGUCUGGAAAGUUGUCACAACCAGCCACAGCGAUACUACUCACUAAGGGACGAUGAGUGGAUAGAAGAACAUGGUUCUAAUUUGGGUAUAGAAUCUCCCAGCCCGCUUCAAGAGAACCUUUCCAAUGUCAGCAUACUCACAAAUCUCUUCAGCUGCCUGGAUGAGGAUGAUAGCCAACCACUUCCUUUGGCUAAAAGUCUUGAGGACCUGAAGAGUCUGCAAGACUAUGAAAAGCUUCAAGCCACGUUCACCUGUCAGCGGAAGGACCUUGGUUUCUGGGAACACUCACAAAUACCUCCAGGCCUCAAGGUCCCCAACACUUACAACAAGCUGUUGAAUAACAAAACGCAUCAAACUGACAUUUUCUCUUGGGAAACUCCUACCUGGACGAAAACCCAAUCUGCCCAACUUCUUACACAGAAUAUUUCCCACAACAGUAAUAGUUCAGGCCUUGAACCACAACACUCAUCCAGCCCAGAUAAUAUUACCAUACCUCGUCCUCACGGAAAGAAGAGUGCUGAGCUUGCAACUCUGUUAGCACCACUUAUUGGGCAGUCUCAAUCUAAAUCAUCUAAUGAGGAAAGCACAAAAGCAGGGGGUCAAGAAUUUCGGAAAGCCCUGAGCAACGUUGCAGAGGAUCACAUGGAUUUGAUAAGCCUUCUGGACCCCCUUAACAAGUCACCACGGAUCAGUUCAACAUUAACAAGGGAUGAAAGGAAUAUUGAUGUGUCCUCAACUUCUUACAAAACAACAACUCCGCCUAAACUUGACCCAAUGAGCCAGCCUCCUUUUCAGCCAUAUCACAUGUCACCUACUGUCUCUACUCAGUCUGUCUGGGAUCACCUUCCUCAAAUGCAAUAUUUGUCAGGAGCGAGAAGAACACCUUUCAGCGCAGUCUCCGAACCACCAAUUGCGUCUUAUCUACACGAUCCGACCCAGCCACGGCCUUUCCCUGCACUCUCAGAAGUCUAUGAACAGCAGUUGCCUGCCAGUCCUACUCCUUUUCCCAGUUAUCGUCUGGGUCACCCUUCCUCAUAUAUCCCACUGCCUCAGUCAUCAACCAGCAAUCAUGGACUUACAGGAAUGACAGACUCAAUGCUUGUCCCAAGUACUGCUCCCAACACACUCACAAGGCCACUUCAAAUGGAAGAAGGCAACCAGAAAACUCAGGAUCUUUUUGGUGACCUUCUAAUGAUGAUUAAACCAACUCUACCUCUCCAAAAGAGCAUGGAUCCGCUUCAGAAGAGGUGGGAAACAUUUGACUGAAAUCUUUCCGUAGACUUGUUCCACUUUGACAGAGCCAAAUGUUUUCAUUAUUGCAUCAGAAACCUCUUUGGAAGAAUUUGAAAUAGCAUUAUGGUGUCUUAAGAAUUAGUGCAUUAGUUCCUUACACAAAACCUAAACUGUCAUUAAUUAUAUUGUUUAUAUGAAACAUUACAUGACAAAUUAAUAAAACACCACAUACAGCAAAGGCAUUUAAAAAAAAUGAAAUCUUUCUUGGACUCAUGGUCACCUCAAAUUCAUUAAAAACAUUAAAAUUAGGUUUGAAUUUGUUUUCUUUGGUUUCUGUCACCUUAAGUUGACAAUAGCAUUUGGUGAUUGUAAAGCAAUUCAUAUCAGAUCAAUAAAGAUUUCUCCACUCAUAACACAGCUUCUUUGUCAUUUUUAAAGAAUGUCAGUUGAAGGAAAUUAGUAUGUGAAUGCAUUUUGUCAUAUGGAUGCCGGUGUAAUUUCUUCAGUUUGUACAGAGCCUAUAAGGUGACAUGGAAGAAGAAAAAAUUAAGGUUAAAACAAAAAAUAAUAAAGGUUGAAGAAAAAUUUCUCUUGGAAGAUUUCGCCCAGGCGGUAUGGUGACACAUAGCACAUCUGCCUCAUUGUCCUGAGGACCCGGGUUCAAAUCCAGCCUCCCCUGUAUGGAGUUUGCAUGUUCUCCCUAUGCCUACGUGGGUUUUCUCCGGGUACUCCAGUUUC